UCCGGGGUUCGGCUGCUGGGCGCAAGUGGGAGCUGGAGUCGCAGUUGUUCGUGGGCAGGGAGCGUUCCGCCGCCGCUAUGUCCCAUUCGGUGGUCCUGCGCGGUCCUUCGCCGUGGGGUUUCCGCUUGGUGGGCGGUAAAGACUUCAGUGCUCCGCUGACCAUCUCCAGGAUCAACCCUGGCAGUAAAGCAGCCAUGGCAAACCUGUGCCCAGGAGACAUCAUUCUGGCAAUUAAUGGGGAGAGCACGGAGAACAUGACACAUCUAGAAGCACAGAACAAGAUCAAAGCAUGCACGGACCAGCUGCUGCUCUCUGUGAACAGAGCUGAAGGAAAGUCCUGGUCACCUCCUGUUCUGGAAGAUGGCAAGGCUCAAGCGUACAGGAUCAACAUAGAGCCGGAACCACAGGACAAUGGACCGGCCCAGAGCAGGAGGACGAUGCCCCAUGUGGCUGGUGGCAGUGCCAUGGACACCAAGCAGAUGCUGAAUGUGCAGCACCACCACCCAAACCGGCUCUAUGCCAACAGCAGCUCCGAGUCAGCUCUGCCAGGCCAGCUGAGUGGCCUCCACAUAUCUCCUGCCCACAGCAUUGACCCCAUGAAGUCUCUCCCACGGAACAGAAAUGGGAUUGAUGUGGAGUCGGACGUCUACAAAAUGCUUCAGGAUUAUGAAAAGCCCAUUUCGGAGCCUAAGCAGUCUGGGUCCUUCCGAUACUUGCAGGGCAUGUUGGAGGCUGGUGAGAAUGGUGAGAGGCUCGACAAGCUGAGCAACCCCCGAAACAUCAAGUCCCCGGUGUCCAAGCUUGGUGGUGCCAUGUCCGGGCUGCAGAUGCUCCCUGAGUGCACGCGCUGUGGGAACGGCAUCGUGGGCACGAUCGUCAAAGCUCGGGACAAGCUCUACCACCCCGAGUGCUUCAUGUGCGACGACUGCGGCCUCAACCUGAAGCAGAGGGGGUAUUUCUUCAUCGAAGAGCAGCUGUACUGCGAGACGCACGCCAAGGAGAGGGUUAAGCCCCCCGAGGGCUAUGACGUGGUCGCUGUUUAUCCCAAUGCCAAGGUUGAACUUGUCUAAACCCUGGCUGAGCUGUGCGCCCACCCACCGCCACCGGCUGCGCUGGGGCUGGAAUCAACCCCAGUUACCAGAGCCCAAGUUCCAAUGCCUUUUCCUAGAUAAAACCGUUUACACUUGGGAUCUCUGGGGGAUGGUGUUGAAAGCAUACGAACAGGUUUUUCCCUUCUUUUUGACACUCUGCUUUUCGGGUUGCUGCGGUGGGAUGUUAGUCUGUGCCAUAACCUUAUCCAAGAUCUGUGUAAAUAUUGAUUAAUUCUCUACUCUGUUUCCUAUAAAACCAGUAUUCCCCCCUUUUCUGCUCCCUCCCCCCCUUCUGAAAAAAGCAAGGAAGAUGUUUUUAGAAGCUCAUAGAAAAUAAGGCACUUUAACAAAUGAAGCUGACUCCAACAUCCUGACAUUUAUCUCCUGCCUUCUGGCUGCCCCAGCGAUUAAAGCCCAAGCCCCUGAGGAGCCUGGGAUGCGGUACCAGCGGGUCGGAGUUCCUGGCUCAUCCCAGCAGAUGUGCUGAGGAAAGGUGGUCUCUUAGAACAGCAACUGCUGUGGAAUUCCCUGGAUCAGGGCACUGCAGUGUGAGGCUGACAAGGACCGACCCGAGUUCCCCAGGACAUCUCCACACUCAUAAUGCAAGGAGGCUUUUGUCUCCCUUCUUUCACUCUUUAUUCAGUUGUUCUCUGUCAUCCACUCCCCCCAGCACACCUUAAAGGACACUGAAAUAGCACGGAGCCCACCUCAGCUGUUCCAGCUCCCUUGCUCCAGCCCCAUCACUGUCAUUGCUUUGCCUGUUCUGAUUCUUCCCCAUCAUUUGCUAUAGUUUUGUAGCCCUUUAUUUCUAGAUCCCAUCCACGUCUGCCUCCCAGCGGGGAGGGGCUGAUCAAAUCCUUCCCGGCACUUAGGAAGUAACUGGAGCUGAUGAGCCCCUAUCCACAGGCAGCAGGAUUGGCUUUAUACCCAUAUCCCAAGGCUCUGCUUUCAGCCAGAUCCAUCAUCAGCUUUGUUUAACGGGGAGAAGUUUUUGCGGAUCUUGGAACUAUGCUUUGUUGGAGAAAUGUGGUUGUUUUCAUAUUGGCGCUUGGAGGAGGGAGAGUUGAGUCUCCCAGUUUAGUCUCCCAGCUGCUGGGUGCCUACAGGAGCCGUGUGUUUGGUACCACAAGGUUACUUCUGCUCUGCAACAGCCUCCUUCCUCCUCCUCCUUUGAGAGAGGGAAGAUGUGGGGGAGAAAAAGAAAUGUCUGUGCUUGCUUCUCAUACAUGGAAAAGGAAAUUAAGAGAUAGGGCAAUGGCCAAAGCACUCCUUCUCCUCCUGGCUGUCCGUAACUCAGAAAUCUGGGACUGGAGAAGGGUUGGGAGCGCUAUCCCAGCUGAGGCUGAGCACACAACCUCUUCCUUCAGGUUCUGCAUCCCAGAAGGGAGGAGGGAUGUUAGGGUGGUACUGGGCUAUAUCUAGACCUCUUCAUGCAGUGCUUUACAGUGAUUGAAGCUGCUCCUGCCCUGUUCCUGAGGAUGCAGCUCCCCCCAGCUGGGUACCACCUCACAGCCACAGGGAUGCCGGUCCUGCGCCUCCCUUCCAGCAGAACAUCCACCUCUCCUGCUGCCAUCAGGAUUUGCAAUUGUUAAAGUACAGGAACACAUGGGAAUUGUUAUCACAGCGCUGUGUUCCUUGUCUGCAUGGGUGUGCUCGGUGGGGUGGAAGGGAAAUACUUGGGACAACUGUAAAUGAUGAGGACACUGACAAUCAUCGGGUGGGAAGCAUCUCUGCCCUGUUUGCAGGGCUCUGCUUGGAGCCGUUUGCCACUGUCAGAAGCAGUGGUUCUGAGUUCCCCAUCCCCAGGCACAUUGAUUCCUGACUUCAGGUGCCCUCAUUCACGUUAUGGGGUUUGUAGGAGCUGCCAUGCACGAGGAUCCAGUGUCCCCAGGGAAUGCCACUAAACUGUAACAUGGGCAGGGCACUGUUUGUAUGGAAUACAAAAUAAAACUGUACUGAUGGC
Melopsittacus undulatus (budgerigar) is the source of this 3054-nucleotide messenger RNA. RefSeq names its product PDZ and LIM domain 4 (gene PDLIM4). Gene Ontology annotation, molecular function: actin binding; muscle alpha-actinin binding. Gene Ontology annotation, cellular component: filamentous actin; stress fiber; adherens junction. The transcript is spliced from 7 exons. Gene Ontology annotation, biological process: actin cytoskeleton organization; heart development; muscle structure development. The coding region runs from base 78 to 1070 and encodes 330 amino acids. The record is from RefSeq and is a predicted model, not a curated record. NCBI's taxonomy places the organism in Eukaryota, Metazoa, Chordata, Aves, Psittaciformes, Psittaculidae.